AUGAGUCUGCAAAUCCCCCAUCACCCCAAGGCCAAUGGCGCUGGCAAGGACACCAAGGCCGUCAUCCUGGUCGGAGGUCCCUCCAGAGGUACUCGCUUCAGGCCGCUGUCGCUCGACGUCCCCAAGCCUCUCUUCGAUGUCGCCGGCCACCCCAUCAUCUGGCACUGCCUCACGGCGGUCGCCAAGGUCCCCUCCAUCCAGGAGGUUGUCAUGAUCGGCUACUACGACGAGUCCGUCUUCAAGGACCUCAUCAAGGAGGCCUCGUCCGCCUUCCCCGGCCUGCCCAUCAAGUACCUGCGCGAGUACGAGGCCCUGGGCACCGCCGGCGGCCUGUACCACUUCCGCGACGCCAUCCUCAAGGGCCGCCCCGAGCGCAUCUUCGUGCUCAACAGCGACGUCUGCUGCUCCUUCCCCCUCAACGAGAUGGCCAAGCUGUUCGACGACAAGGACGCCGAGGCCGUCAUCCUCGGCACCCGCGUCCACGAGGACGCCGCCACCAACUUUGGCUGCAUCGUCAGCGACGCCCACAGCCGCCGCGUCCUCCACUACGUCGAGAAGCCCGAGGGCCACAUCUCCAACCUCAUCAACUGCGGCGUCUACCUCUUCAGCGUCGACGCCAUCUUCCCCUCCAUCAAGAGCGCCAUCAAGCGCCGCACCGACCGCCCCCGCCUCGUCAGCUACCCCUCGUCCGAGAACCUCGAGUCCAGCUUCAUGGCCGACGACGACGAGGAGAAGAGCAAGGAGGUCCUGCGCCUCGAGCAGGACAUCCUCAGCGACCUCGCCGACAGCAAGCAGUUCUUCGUCUACGAGACCAAGGACUUCUGGCGCCAGAUCAAGACGGCCGGCUCCGCCGUGCCCGCCAACGCCCUCUACCUCCAGCAGGCCUACCAGGGCGGCUCCAAGGAGCUCUCCAAGGCCGUGCCCAACCACAUCAUCCCCCCCGUCUUCAUCCACCCCUCGGCCACCAUCGACCCCACGGCCAAGCUGGGCCCCAACGUCUCCAUCGGCCCCCGCGUCACCAUCGGCGCCGGCGUCCGCAUCAAGGAGACCAUCGUCCUCGAGGACAGCGAGAUCAAGCACGACGCCUGCGUGCUCUACUCCAUCAUUGGCUGGAACAGCCGCGUCGGCGCCUGGGCCCGUGUCGAGGGUACCCCGACCCCCGUCACCAGCCACACCACCAGCAUCGUCAAGAACGGCGUCAAGGUCCAGAGCAUCACCAUUCUUGGUAAGGAGUGCGGCGUCGGCGAUGAGGUUCGCGUGCAGAAUUGUGUGUGUCUGCCGUUCAAGACGUUGAAGAGGGAUGUUUCAAACGAAGUCAUCAUGUAA
This is a messenger RNA of Neoarthrinium moseri, 1326 nucleotides long. RefSeq lists its product as uncharacterized. Gene Ontology annotation, biological process: biosynthetic process. The transcript is spliced from 4 exons. The record is from RefSeq and is a predicted model, not a curated record. Gene Ontology annotation, molecular function: transferase activity. The coding region runs from base 1 to 1326 and encodes 441 amino acids. Gene Ontology annotation, cellular component: cytoplasm. Lineage: Eukaryota; Fungi; Ascomycota; Sordariomycetes; Amphisphaeriales; Apiosporaceae.